Plenodomus lingam JN3 is the source of this 597-nucleotide messenger RNA. RefSeq lists its product as uncharacterized. Gene Ontology annotation, cellular component: cytoplasm. Gene Ontology annotation, biological process: intermembrane lipid transfer. Gene Ontology annotation, molecular function: lipid transfer activity. Lineage: Eukaryota; Fungi; Ascomycota; Dothideomycetes; Pleosporales; Leptosphaeriaceae. The record is from RefSeq and is a predicted model, not a curated record.
AUGGCGACCUUCUUCGAUUCCAUGCAGAAAAGUUUCGAGGAUGUGCCGAUUGAUGCUUCCAAGGACAAUGCCAUCUCGACGACUGAGUUCCUUGAAGCGGCUGAGAGUCUGACUACGCUUUUUGACGUCCUAGGCUCAGCAGCCUUCAAGCCUGUCAAGAGUGACAUGUCUGGCAACAUUAAGAAAAUCCGUGACCGCCAGCUUGCAGCCCCAACCCUCUCGGAAACGCUCCAAGACCUCGUCCUCAACGAGCUCAAGGAGAAGAAGCACACUGCCACCGAAGGCCUCGUAUGGUUAAACCGUGGUCUCGACUUCACCGCUCAAGCCCUCCGCCAUAACCUCACCAACGCCGACAAGGAACUCGCCGAAUCGUUCCGCAGUUCUUAUGGCAACACACUCAAGCCCCACCACUCGUUUGUGGUCAAGCCGUUGUUCAGCGCCGCCAUGAGCGCUACACCAUACCGCAAAGACUUCUAUGCGAAGUUGGGCGAGGACGAUGCAAAGGUGCAGCCUGCGCUUGAGAAGUGGCUGGCGGCAUUGGAGAAGCAUGUCAGUGUGCUAAACGAGUUUUUGGCAAGGAAGGAGGCCAAGUGGUAG